This is a messenger RNA of Sorghum bicolor (sorghum), 1095 nucleotides long. RefSeq lists its product as uncharacterized. Lineage: Eukaryota; Viridiplantae; Streptophyta; Magnoliopsida; Poales; Poaceae. Bases 69 to 869 code for a protein of 266 amino acids. The transcript has 2 exons. The record is from RefSeq and is a predicted model, not a curated record.
UCUCUCACCUCUCUCUCUCUCUCUCAUCGGUCACUUUAUCAUUUCUCUCUAGAUCUCUCAGGUGUACCAUGGUUUUUCUAGUGGGGGAAGUCCUUGAAGCCAACCGGACUGCUCGGAGGGCAUACCUGCGUGUUCUUUUUGAGUCGACUGGGCGGGAUGUUGCCAAGAAGGUAAUCUGCCUUCUCCUCUGGCUAGAGAUGACCAUGGGGUUCCAGGUCCUUGGCAGCGUGGCGACCAUGACGUCGGGCGACAUGUCGCUCGCGCGGGUCAUCGUAGAAGCGUGCGCCGUGUACAACUAUGUUCUCCAUGGCUCCUACGAGCAGCCGGCACCCCUCGUGGACAUCCCAACCAUCGUGGCCCUCUGCGGCGUGCGUGGUGGUAGGCUUGUCGACUCUAGGUUCUUCAUGUUCCACAAGGACAUCGUUGCGCGUGGUGUUGCCUUCAUCCGGGACACCUUUGCGCCGCUCAUAUUCGAUGACUAUCUCCAUGGGAUGCUACACCGGUUCAAUGAUGUUUCCAAUUCGUUCUUGGUCCCCGCACCGCUGCCCGCUCCAGAACUGAUGGCGCCGUUCAUCGUCUUCACAAGUUUGCCGCCCGAAGACUACCAAACAGCGUUUGUCGCCAUCCCUGAGCACGACCCUCUGAGCUCACAAGAUAUCCAGGAGUAUUUUGAGAGGCGUCUUAUGUUCGGGCCUUGCAUCGAGCGCAUCGACACAGAGCGGCCAGGUGUGGGGCAGGGCCCAAAGCACUGUGUCAUUGUGUUCAGGAGCACCCAGCAGAGGGACGAGGCGAUGUUCCAGGAGGCCGCGGCGUUCUUCAGGGUCAACAACGGCGAUAUGUGGGUGCAGAUCUACAUGCCUCCUCUCUGAACUGUGUGUCCCUUGCUGAGUCUGAUCACUCUACCAUGAAUGUUUGUGCUGCCGUAUGUUGGAUGACUGGUGGUGCUACAUACCAAUAAAUCGAUUUGUUAGUUGUCGUUGCUGGUAAAUCGUCGAUCCGGUGAGUGAUCAGGUGUUUCGUUGUCAAGUUUGUAAUAAUGGAGACGAUUUGAAGCUACUGAAACACAAUUUGUAGCUGUUCGUUCCUUGGUUGAAA